Mollisia scopiformis is the source of this 402-nucleotide messenger RNA. RefSeq lists its product as uncharacterized. The transcript has a single exon. The record is from RefSeq and is a predicted model, not a curated record. The coding region runs from base 102 to 350 and encodes 82 amino acids. Lineage: Eukaryota; Fungi; Ascomycota; Leotiomycetes; Helotiales; Mollisiaceae.
CAGAUUAUCGUACAGGAUAUGUAUGGAUUGACUUGUGGAGUACUUGAAAAGAAUGUUGGUUGUGGAAGUUUCAGAUUUGGAAGGAAUAUCGGGUCUUGUAAAUGGAUCGAGGAGGUAUCACUGCAUGGUCUGGCGUUCUAUUGCAUAGCAUGAUCGGCGAGGUCUUUCCGAAUCUUAGGGCCACUAUAGCCAGUCGAAUGGGAAAAAGAAUAAUGCAUACUUUCCACUUAUAUCAUGCUCUGUGCUCACUUUUCGAUACAACUUUUGAAUUCAAACAGACUUUUGACUGUCGUCAGAUCGCGGGAUCAAUGUCCGGAAUCCGUUGUCACAAUCAGAUAUUCGCGCUGUGAGCGUUACAUGCGCAUUUUGUUGGUGAAGGCGAGACCAUCACAAAAAAUAGGC